This is a messenger RNA of Hevea brasiliensis (rubber tree), 1488 nucleotides long. Its product is annotated as probable methyltransferase At1g27930. The coding region runs from base 202 to 1053 and encodes 283 amino acids. The record is from RefSeq and is a predicted model, not a curated record. Gene Ontology annotation, biological process: xylan biosynthetic process. The transcript has a single exon. NCBI's taxonomy places the organism in Eukaryota, Viridiplantae, Streptophyta, Magnoliopsida, Malpighiales, Euphorbiaceae.
UUUAAUGUCCAUUAAAAUAACUAAGAACAAUAGCCCACUUCCCUUCCAUGCUUCACUGCAACCCUAGCUCUAUUAUCUCUAUAUAGCAUAAGUUAAAGGUCCAAACCCCAAACAAUUCGCAACCAACAAGGCACAGACUCUAUCAUUUCAUUUUCAGAUACGAACACCAAACAUUAUUCCCUAGAAAAAAAUUUCUAAGAAAUGAAGAAUCGGCAUUAUCUGCCCGAGAAAUCGUGGCUCCUAGGCGUGGCCAUUGCCGGUCUAAUAAUCGGCGGGCUGAUCCUAUCCAGCUUCAUGCGCUCUGGCGACACUACCUUCCUUUGCUCCUUGGCCAGCUCCAGAGCCCGUUCUACGGCGGAGUAUGCAGCCACGCCGAUCCAGCUCCAAGCCAUCGUCCACUACGCCACUUCACGGAUCGUCCCACAGCAAUCAUUGGGUGAAAUCUCCGUUACCUUCGACGUCCUCAAGGCUCUCGCUCCUUGCAACUUCCUCGUCUUCGGUCUCGGCCACGAUUCCCUCAUGUGGAAUUCGCUGAAUCCACGUGGCACCACCAUAUUCCUCGAAGAAGACCCCAAGUGGGUGCAGACCGUCCUCAAGGACGCUCCUACACUCCAGGCUCACACCGUCCAGUACCGGACGCAGCUCCAGGAGGCAGACCAGCUUCUCUCCACCUACCGGAGCGAACCAUACUGUUCACCAAGUAAAGCAUAUAUACGCGGCAACUAUAACUGCAAGCUAGCACUGACUGGAUUACCGGACGCGGUGUACGACAAGGAAUGGGAUCUGAUCAUGAUCGACGCGCCACGAGGGUACUUUGCAGAGGCACCAGGGAGAAUGGCUGCGAUAUUUUCUGCAGCAGUGAUGGCGAGAGCAAGGAAGGGAUCCGGUGUGACGCAUGUGUUUCUGCAUGACAUAGACAGGAAGGUGGAAAAGGUUUACGCGGAGGAGUUUUUAUGCAGAAAACAUAUGGUAAAGGCUGUGGGUAGGCUAUGGCAUUUCGAAAUACCACCUGCAGCUAACACGACCAGCGCCGGCGGCGAAUGGUUUUGCUAGAAAGCUCCCCGCUGGCCGAUGACGAUGCCAUUUAAUGUAGCUGUUUAGUAAUUAUUAAAGCACAGGUGAAUUUUUAGAAAUUUGAAAGGAAGAGAUAAAGGUAGGAUCAAGGACGGCCUUUCGUUUUUCUGAGGUAGAAAGAUUUUUUUUUUUUUUGUAAAAAAAGUAGUGCUCGCCGCAGUUUGCGACUUAUAAAAAUAUGUUGGUCUGGAUUCUGGCAGUAGCCUGCGGGUUGUUGUCGUUUCCAGACAACAGUAUCCACAAUCGUAAAGGCACUCGGAGCCUUUUUAUUUAUUAUUUAUUUACUUUAUUUUCGCGUGUCUUUUCCGUUGUGGGGUAACUUUUCACCGUUGAUAUCUGGACAAGUGUCCUCCUACGUUUUAGUGUUAUAAUGAUCAUAAUAAAUAAGUGGGUCAUAUUGGUUCACAGUUCAUA